This is a messenger RNA of Colletotrichum karsti, 1269 nucleotides long. RefSeq lists its product as uncharacterized. The record is from RefSeq and is a predicted model, not a curated record. Bases 1 to 1269 code for a protein of 422 amino acids. Gene Ontology annotation, molecular function: hydrolase activity. The transcript is spliced from 2 exons. NCBI's taxonomy places the organism in Eukaryota, Fungi, Ascomycota, Sordariomycetes, Glomerellales, Glomerellaceae.
AUGCGCAUCUCUUACCUCGGGGCCAUUGGCGCCCUGCUCCGCCUGGCUGCCGCUUCCCGCAUUCAGCAACCUCUCGGCGCCGAGUCUUCUCCGCUGACGACUCACGGCCCGGCUGCCGGAACCUCCUCCAGCUCUAAUGUGAACUCCGACGCACCCACUUGGCGCCACGAUCUCCUGUCGUUGCACCGCUCUCUUAUUGAGAUCCCCUCGAUUUCCGGCCACGAGAGUGAAGCUGGCAGGUUCCUGGUCGAUUACUUGACUGGCCGCGGCUACGUUUCUCAUCUCCAGUUUCUGCCUCCCCGCGAUAACGACACGAAUGAGACCCCGCGCUUCAAUGUCCUGGCCUGGAAGACGGCACAGCGCCAGCCCAAGCCUCGUGUCGUCGUCACCUCUCACUACGACGUCGUGCCGCCUCAUAUUCCCUACGGCAUUUCCGAUGACAAAAUCACUCCCGAUACUCGUAUCAGCGGUCGGGGAAGCGUAGAUGCCAAGGCGAGCGUUGCUGCUCAAAUCAUCGCCCUCGAGGAUCUCUUCAGCCAGGACAAGGUCAAGGAAGAAGAUGUCAUGCUCGUCUUUGUCGUAGGCGAAGAGGAUACCGGCGACGGCAUGCGAUUCUUUUCCGACUCGCUGCACGAGGUUGAUCCCCCGCUUCAAUUUGAGUCGGUCAUCUUCGGAGAGCCAACAGAGAACAAGCUCGCCUGCGGUCACAAGGGCGGCCUCUUUUGCGACAUCAAGGCCAAGGGCAUCGCCGGUCACUCAGGCUACCCUUGGCUGGGUAAAUCAGCCAACGAGAUCAUGGUCAAGGCACUGGCCAAAAUCAUCUCGACCGACCUCGGAAGCAAUGAGAAGUGGGGAAACACCACCGUCAACGUUGGUCAGAUCGUCGGCGGCGUUGCCCAGAACGUCAUCCCCGAGGCCUCUCUCGCUCGUAUCGCUGUGCGCGUUGCCAUUGGCCCUCAAGCCGAUGGCGGCAAUAUCGUCAAGGGAAGAAUCCAGAAGAUUCUCGACGACACAGAUGCUGAGGAUUUGGAGAUGACUUGCACACAUGGCUAUGGUGUGGUGGAAGCCAACUGUGAUGUUGAGGGCUUCGAGACGCUCGUCGCCAACUACGGCACCGAUAUUCCGAACUUGAAGGGGUCGCACACGCCCUAUCUCUACGGGCCUGGCACAAUCUUGGUUGCUCAUGGCCGUAACGAGAACCUGACCGUUGCUGAUCUCGAGGAGGCUGUGACAGGCUUUCAGAAGCUUAUCCUGCAUGCCCUCAAGUAA